Meleagris gallopavo (turkey) is the source of this 2886-nucleotide messenger RNA. RefSeq names its product erythroid differentiation regulatory factor 1 (gene EDRF1). Gene Ontology annotation, molecular function: protein binding. Lineage: Eukaryota; Metazoa; Chordata; Aves; Galliformes; Phasianidae. Gene Ontology annotation, biological process: positive regulation of DNA-templated transcription. The record is from RefSeq and is a predicted model, not a curated record.
UUCCUUUUUUGAAAAGAUUAUUGCUUCAGCAAACUUCAUGCUGUCAGAGCUCUUUCAGUUGGAUGAGCCUAAAAAAGAGGACAAUACAGACUUCCCUAUAAACGGAAAUUCUGAUGAAAGUUAUAGUGAAGAAGAGGAAGAAAUGCCAGACAGCGAUGAAAAUGGUUCUUACAGUAACAGUUCUGAUCCACCAGAUGACAAUAAAGCAGUGGCUAUAAUAAAAUCUGUAGGAGAGUUAUCAGUACCAGAAAAAUACAAGUCUGUUCAUCGAAUACGUCCUAGUUGUGCAUUUCCUGUCUGCCAUGGUGCUGAAGAACGUUGCAGGCUUGUGCUUAGCUACGUCCUGGAGGGCUUGAAGUCUGUUGACAGCAGUGUUAAAAAAGAGAGUGACCUUCCUGCUGCUGACCCCAGCACACCAAUCCCAUUGAAAUAUGAGGAUGAAUCCACCAGUGGUGGUCCUGAGUGUCUGGAAAAACAGAUGGCCUUAUUUUUAGACAAAAUGGGCUCAUUUCAGAAGGAUAAGCAUUCCAGUCAGUCAGGAAUGAUUCCUGGAUCGUGGCAAUAUAAAAUGAAACUCCAGCUCAUUCUGAAAUCAUCAAAGGCUUAUUAUGUCCUGUCUGAUGCUGCUAUGAUUCUACAGAAAUACGGGAGAGCGUUACGAUACAUCAAGCUGGCUUUACAGUGUCAUGAUACUUACUGCUGUCUCUCUGCCAGCAUGCUUCCUGAGGUGCUAGUGUUUCUUUGUCAGUGCUUAACGCUUUGUGGAGAUAUCCAAUUAAUGCUCGCUCAAAAUGCCAACAACAGAGCAGCGUACCUUGAAGAAUACAACUACCAGACAAAGGAAGAUCAGGAAAUACUGCACAGCCUUCAUAGAGAAUCCAGCUGCCAAGUGUUUGCCUGGGCUACUGACUUGUCUACAGACUUGGAAUGCCAACUUUCAGUCAGCUGCAAAUGUUACGAAGCAGCUUAUGAAAUCUUACUUUUCAGUAACUUGAAGAAGCAAAAUCCUGAGCAGCAUAUACAGGUGCUGAAGAGGAUGGGUAAUAUCAGGAAUGAAAUUGGAGUAUUUUACAUGAAUCAGGCUGCUGCUGUGCAGACUGAGAGAGUGGUGAGUAAGAACGUAUCAACAACAGAGCAGCAACUGUGGAAGAAAAGCUUCUCUUGCUUUGAAAAAGGCAUUCAGAACUUUGAGUCAAUUGAUGAUGCCACCAAUGCUGCUCUCCUGCUGUGCAACACAGGAAGGCUCAUGCGAAUUUGUGCUCAAGCUCACUGUGCAGCUGAAGGUGACUUCAAAAGAGAAUUUUCUCCAGAAGAGGCCCUUUAUUAUAAUAAGGCUAUUGACUACUAUCUGAAAGCACUAAGAUCUCUUGGCAAGAGAGAGAUGCAUCCAGCUGUUUGGGAUUCUGUGAACUGGGAGCUGUCUACCACUUACUUCACUAUGGCAACUCUACAGCAGGAUUAUGCUCCAUUAUCUAGGAAGGCUCAGGAACAGAUAGAGAAGGAAGUCAGUGAAGCCAUGAUGAAGUCUUUGAAGUACUGUGAUGUUGAUACAGUGUCUCCACGGCAGCCUCUCUGCCAGUAUCGUGCUGCAACCAUCCACCACAGACUUGCUUCAAUGUACCACAGUUGCCUCAGAAACCAGGUUGGUGAUGAGCAUUUGAGGAAACAACAUCGCAUACUUGCUGAUCUUCAUUACAGUAAAGCAGUAAGACUCUUUCAGCUCUUGAAGGAUGCACCCUGUGAACUCCUCCGUGUGCAAUUGGAAAGAGUGGCAUUUGCAGAAUUCCAGAUGGCAAGUCAGAACAGCAGUGCUGGGAAGUUAAAGACAUUGUUUGGGGCCCUGGAUAUAAUGGCUAAAACCAAGUGUGCGUUCCAGCUUAUCAGAAAAGAGCUUGCAGCAGAGAGUGAGCAGAUAAGCAAGGGUGAGAGUAAUGCUGAGAGUAUAUCACCUAACGAGUCCUCCACUGCCCUUAACAAGGAAGAAUUAAUGAAACUGCUUAGUAUUUUUGAGUCUAGAAUGUCAUUCCUUCUCCUCCAAUCUAUUAAAUUGUUAACUUCAACAAAAAAGAAAACUGGGGGGGUUAAUGAAGAAGAAGUCACUCUUAAAACAAACAAGCAAGUUUACUCUCUUCUGUUGCGUGCAACUGCUAACAAAAGUAUGACCCUGCUAGAGAGAAUAGAGGUAAUCUUAAACCUGCUGGAGCAGCUGUCUCAGAAUAGUGAAGCCAGUAGUGGUGGAAUUUAGUGACUUCAGUGCUGCAAAAGAGCAGAAACAGUGCCUUGUGAAUGCAUGGGAUCAGUGGUAUUUUUUUCCCAUGUGGUAUUUGGAUUUAUCAAAGGUGAUAAGCAUAUACUGCCUGCGUGGUUAACACAGGACACCUGGGAAAGAGUAGGAAUUCCCUGUGAACCUGUGAUAACUCUGGCGUGGUUUGGUUAUUAGCGUUUCUUUGUUUGAAAUGCAAAGUUGGGGUUCUGGAUACAAACUGAACUUUUUUUUUAUCUUGGAGAAAAGCACAAUUUUUCUCUUAAAGGUAAUGGGCUUUGCAGCAAUGCAGACAUUUUGCGUAGAAAUACAAGCUCACAGUUGCUCUGUUUGAUAUUUAAUGAGAAACUUCGUAAGCAAAGCUUUAUUGGAGUACUUUAACAUGAAACAAAAUGGUGCAAGGAGAUUUCUGUUGGAUGCGUGGAUACAUUUCUCUCAUUACAGUCACUUUUCUGCACAAAACGUGUGCCUUCCUUGCGUUGGUGCAAGGUUCUUGCAUUUGCCAUUGCUGGUAUUUCGUUUGCGACAGGAGGUGAAUGAUCUUAGGUGUGUUGGAAUUGAUCCAGAAUAGACUUGAAACUGUGAAUAAAAGCAUAUUUUUAAAUAAAUAUUUAUUAAAUAAA